This is a messenger RNA of Saprolegnia diclina VS20, 1067 nucleotides long. RefSeq lists its product as hypothetical. Lineage: Eukaryota; Oomycota; Saprolegniomycetes; Saprolegniales; Saprolegniaceae. Gene Ontology annotation, cellular component: Golgi apparatus; membrane. Gene Ontology annotation, molecular function: antiporter activity; GDP-mannose transmembrane transporter activity. The transcript has a single exon. The record is from RefSeq and is a predicted model, not a curated record. Bases 11 to 1033 code for a protein of 340 amino acids.
AUUUGCAGCCAUGGCUUCGGACGCGACCGCAAAGACGCCGACGACGUCGAUGGCCGUCGUCUCGUGCUUGGUGUACAGCCUCAUGUCCAACGCGAUGGUGCUCGCGAACCGGUACAUCGUCGGCGCCAAGUACUACAACUUCGCCGAGAAGUCCUUCGUCAUCCUCGCGCAGGCCGUCAUCGGCGUCCUCGUGCUUGAGGCCGCCAAGGCCCGCGGCCACAUCCAGUACGAGAACUUCAGCAUGGAGACCGCCAAGCGCUGGGCGCCGGUCACAGGCUUCUUUGUGGCCAUGCUCUACACGGGCACGCUCGCGACGGCCGGCCUCCCGAUUCACAUUGUCACCGUCUUCAAGAACGUGACCAACUUGAUCAUCGUCUUUGGCGAGUACCGCCUCUUUGGCGAGAAGGUCGGCCCGAUGGUCCUCGGCUCGCUUGCCGUCAUGCUCAUGGGCGCGAUCCUCACCUCGUACAGCGACGUGGGCGGCAAGCCGACCGCGAGCACGCUCAUGGGCUACUUUUGGAUGCUCAUGAACUGCCUCUCGACGGCCGCGUACGUGCUCUACAUGCGCUACGCGACGUCCGGGUCGUCGCUCAAGCUCAGCAAGUUUGGCAUGGCGUUCUACAACAACAUUGUCGCGAUCCCGCUCCUCUUCUUCCCCAUGGCGUACACGGGCGACGCGAUCACGGUCUGGAGCAACCCGCUCAUGCGCAAUGUCCCGUUUCUCUUCCUCCUCUUCCUCAGCGGUGUCAUGGGCAUCGGCCUCAACCUUGCGUCCUUCUGGUGCGUCAGCGUCACGUCCGCGACAACGUAUGCGACCGUCGGCGGCCUCAACAAGCUGCCCACGACCUUUAUUGGCGUCUUGCUCCUCGGCGAAGAGCUCAAGCCGCAGACCGCCAUCUACGUGACCUUUGGCAUGAUUGGUGGUAUGAUGUAUGGCUACGGCAAGUUCCAGGAUGCCGAGACCGCCAAGCAGGCCAAGGCCCGCGCUGCCCAAGCUGAAGAGAACGUGCGCAUGAUCGACGCCAAGGUUUAAAGCGUCAUUUUCAUAGACUACUGCCUCCUCGUGA